AAAUCUCACCGAAUAGAUCCCCGAGAACCUCUCCCCUUUUUUCAUUUCUUCAAGUAGGAACCUCUCCCUGUUCCCCCCCUGCUCUCAUGGCAGACCCCUCAGAGAAAGAUCAAAACCCUGCUGCUGAAGAGAAAAAAGAAGAAAAGGAACUCCAAGAGGCUGGCAAUGGAGGAGGAGAAGGAGAAACCGAUGACGAGAACGGAGAGGAAGAAGAGUACGAAGAAGAGGAGGAAGAGGAAGGAGCAAGGAAGGGCGGCGGCGGCCCUCCGUCGGAGAGGGAGAAGGUACAGAGCCUUUUCCGCCGGCUAUCGAGCGGUCCGGUGAGGCUCCGGGUCCACGAUGUGGUGAUCAGGGGGAACGCCAAGACCAAGGACUCCGUGAUCGAGGCCGAGGUGCUCGACGCCUUCCGGUCGGCGUCCACGAUGCAGGAGCUCCUCCAGGCCGCCGGCGUCGCCAACGAGCGGCUCCGCCAGCUGGAGGUCUUCGAUUCGGUCAGCAUCACGCUCGACGCGGGCCCUCCGGAGCUCCCGGGCACCUCCAAUGUCAUCAUCGACGUGGUGGAGGCCAAGCCACUCACCGGUGAUAUCGGCAUCUUCACCAAGCCGGAGGCCAGAUCUUGGUCACUUGAAGGAUCAGUUAAGUUGAAAAAUUUAUUUGGCUAUGGUGACAUUUGGGAUGCUUCCGGGGCUUAUGGCUGGGACCAAGCAUCAGAGAUAAGUGCUGGAUUGUCCUUGCCCAGACUCAAAGCAAUAUCGACUCCUCUUGUCGGUCGAGUUUCAUUACUUUCUCAAGAUUGGCUGAAGUUCUCAUCAUAUAAAGAACGUCUUUUGGGCCUUUCUUUUGGUCUGCUUUCCACUGCACGCCAUAACUUGGCUUACAAUCUUACAUGGCGUACCUUGACCGAUCCAACUGGCAUGGCAUCCAAAUCAGUAAGGAGGUUAUUAGGACAUAGUCUUCUCUCCUCAAUAAAAUACACGUAUAAGAUUGAUCGCAGAGAUUCACAUUUGAGACCAACUCGUGGAUAUGCUUUUCUCUCUAGUACUCAAGUUGGUGGUCUUGGACCAGAUAGUAAGAGUUUACGAUUUAUUCGGCAGGAGUUCGAUCUUCGAGGCGCUUUUCCCUUGGGAUUUUAUAAUUCUGCUCUUAAUGUUGGAGUUGCAGCAGGUGUCGUUCUGCCAUGGGGAAGGGGAUUUAUGGACUUGCCCUCACCAUUGCCUGAGCGAUUCUACGUUGGUGGUCAUUCUUCUCCUGUUUGCAACUUGAGUGGGCCUGCCUCAUUGUUAGGGUUCAGAAUAAGAGGAUUAGGCCCAACUGACUCACGAAGGUUUAUCCCCAGCAAAUCUGAUGAUUCCCCUACCUCUCCUGGAAGUGAUGUCCUGGGAGGUGACCUCGCAGUCACUGGCUUUGCUGAUCUUUCAUUUGACCUACCCAUAAAACUGUUCAGAGAGUCUGGAAUACAUGGUCAUGUAUUUGUCAAUGCUGGGAAUCUUGCUAAAUUAACAGAGAACAAAUUCAAAGAUUUUUCAUUUCGGAAGUUUGGGGAGUCAUUUAGGAGCUCUGCAGGUUUCGGCAUAAUAUUUCCCACAAAACUGUUCCGCAUGGAGAUAAACUACUGCUAUAUACUGAAACAGUUUGAGCAUGACCAUGGAAAGACUGGCAUACAGUUUAACUUCUCCUCUCCGUGAUACAAGCUUUCCUGCUGAAGAGAUUCUCUUUUCCCCGAUGGAAAAAAAAAAAAAAUUCUGUUGUAUUGACCAUCCUCUAAUUUCAAUGAGGAGCUAGAGAAAACAAAUGAGUUGAAAGGGAAUUUACCUACGUAUGGUGGGACAUGGUGGCUAUUCUCAUUUUCUUCAACCAUUCUCAAUGCUUUAAAUUUUCUGUGCUUCAUAUUUUGCCGUGGUUGUUGAGGAAUCAACACUAUAAUCCAAAGGUAAAUUUACCUGGUGAUCAUAAUACAAUUUGUCUUCCCUCAGGCUGCAA
Messenger RNA from Elaeis guineensis (African oil palm), 1980 nucleotides. RefSeq lists its product as uncharacterized. The record is from RefSeq and is a predicted model, not a curated record. Gene Ontology annotation, cellular component: outer membrane. NCBI's taxonomy places the organism in Eukaryota, Viridiplantae, Streptophyta, Magnoliopsida, Arecales, Arecaceae.